Colletotrichum lupini is the source of this 453-nucleotide messenger RNA. RefSeq lists its product as uncharacterized. Lineage: Eukaryota; Fungi; Ascomycota; Sordariomycetes; Glomerellales; Glomerellaceae. The record is from RefSeq and is a predicted model, not a curated record. The coding region runs from base 1 to 453 and encodes 150 amino acids. The transcript is spliced from 5 exons.
AUGACGCGACUUUACCCCGCCAUCGGUUGCUUGUCGACUGGACUCGAUACUGGCCGCAAGGGGAAAAGGGGCGGCGAACAGGGUAGCGAUGAACUCUUUCCAGUACGCUAUGUUAGUCGGCGUUUUAUCAGUCUUAUCGAUGUGUUUGAUGUUUACCAUAGCCAGAAUGAUUCCAGCUCUCUGACGGGACGGCUAGGAAAUGACGGGCUGGACAAGGUAGGAGUUCCGGCCAACGUUAGUACCGUGUUGGCCUUCGGUCUUGGGCGCGCUGCUGCCACAUUGGAGACAAUGAUGGAAUCGCGAAGCCGAAAAAACCCUGCGCUAGUUAGUCGACUGCUGUACCCGGCCAAGAUGGCGCAGAACGCCGAUGGCAAGGCUUCGAAUCGAUCCUCAUUAUAUUCACAAAGGUGUCUAUUCAAAGCUAGAGCUCAAAGUGAUGGGCUUGGUAUUUGA